This is a messenger RNA of Didymosphaeria variabile, 4044 nucleotides long. RefSeq names its product ABC-type transporter tr06 (gene TR06). The transcript has 9 exons. Bases 1 to 4044 code for a protein of 1347 amino acids. Gene Ontology annotation, biological process: transmembrane transport. Gene Ontology annotation, molecular function: ABC-type transporter activity; ATP hydrolysis activity; ATP binding. The record is from RefSeq and is a predicted model, not a curated record. NCBI's taxonomy places the organism in Eukaryota, Fungi, Ascomycota, Dothideomycetes, Pleosporales, Didymosphaeriaceae. Gene Ontology annotation, cellular component: membrane.
AUGGGUAUCGACCAAGAUGCCCAUUUGCCACCUCCAUCUGCGGCAGUUGCGCAGAAUCCUGCAGAGCAGAUCCAGCUCGUUGAGAAGGCAGUAGUCGAAAAUCAGAAUCCGCCAGAAGUCGUUAUAGAUGAUGAAUCAGAUCGACUGAGCAAGAAGAAGAAACCUGAGGCUGGGCUGGGUAAUUACUUCCGAGUAUUCACCUACGGCACCAAAUUAGACGCAUUAUACCUCGUGCUAUGUAUUCUUACUUCGAUCGGCGCAGGUAUUGCGAUGCCUUUGAUGAAUAUAGUCUUUGGUCAACUCGUUGGUCAUUUCACUGACUAUUUUCUUCCCAACACGACCGUGACGAAGCAGCAAUUUCAGUCCGUAGUCAACAAGCAGGCUUUGUACAUUUUAUAUCUGUUCAUCGCAAAGUUCGUCAUGUCCUACAUCUCCAUGUUUACUGUACGAAUCAGCGGACUUCGAAUGAGUGCCGCGCUUCGGUUAGCAUACCUGAGGGCGACCUUUGCGCAACCGGUGAGCGUUAUUGAUACUAUCUCACCCGGAAAAGUUGCGACGCGCAUCACCACCUCCUCGAACACGAUACAAAUGGGUAUCUCCCAACAGCUUGCUCUACUCUUUCAGUCGCUCUCCUUUACAAUCGGACUCUACGUUGUUGCAUUUGUAAAAGGACCAAUUCUCACGCUCAUUGCCAGCAUUUCGCUCCCGUUCAUCUUCGUCACUUAUGGGGUAAUAUUCCCACCGCUGAUGCGAGAGGCCAAGGCCACCCAGGAGAUUCUUGAACAAGCCUCCGCGGUAGCAUACGAGAUAUUUUCCUCCAUCCGGAUUGUGGCAGCAUUCGGCGCACAAGCGAAACUAGCUAAACAGCAUGAGGUGCUCCUAGACAAGGCCAAAAGCCAAGGCAGAAGAGUAGCACCUUGGAUGGGGCUGAUCAUGGCUCCGUCUAUGAUGGCAAUGUAUGGCACUUUCGGACUCACAUUUUGGUUUGGAGUGCGGCAGUACGAGCAUGGAGAUAGGGCAAAUGUUGGAGACAUUGUUGUGGUUCUCUUCUCGGUGAUGACAGCUGUUCUGCUGAUUGGUCGCAUAGCUGCCCCAGCAAUAGCCAUAACGAAAGCCGCGACCGCUGCGACCGAGAUAUUCGCCACCAUCGAUGCUGAGGUUCCUGACAUCUCCGGCCUUAAAGAACCGGACAUCUCCGCCGAACAAACCAUUUCAUUUGAGAACGUGGCCUUCUCAUACCCUAGCCGUCCGAAUGUCCAGAUUCUGGAUGGUCUCAACGCUACAUUCGAAGCUGGUAAACUCACUGCUAUUGUCGGACCAUCGGGUUCCGGAAAGAGCACUCUAGUUGGCCUCAUACAACGUUGGUACGAGCUGUCCGGCACCGUCGCCAAGGAAGUGACCAAGGACAAGACGGAAGACUCCGCUCCAGCGGACCUACUCGAAAAUGAGCCAGUCAAGGAUAAGGAUGCUAAGAAGGCAAAGAAAGAGCGGAAGAUUAAGUCCAAGACUCAGAAAUCACCCAAGCCUGACGAAAAAGAAAAGGACGUAGACCUUGGACCCAACACGUGUACCGGUACAGUGCGAAUCGGCAAUACAGAUCUCCGUGAGGUCGAUCUCAAAUGGUGGCGCUCCCAAAUCGGACUCGUGCAACAAGAGCCAUUUCUCUUCAAUGAUACUCUUUUCAACAACGUCGCGUUUGGCCUUUGUGGGACACGAUGGCAAGGACUAUCGAAAGAGGAGAAGAUGAAGAUGGUCAAAGAAGCUUGCAAAGAGGCUUACGCAGAUGAGUUCAUAGAUAGGCUACCGCAGGGUUACGACACAAUGGUGGGUGAGAGUGGCAUCAAGCUAUCCGGUGGGCAGCGACAACGCAUCGCGAUUGCCAGAAGUAUUAUCAAACAACCUCCCAUCCUGAUCCUCGAUGAGGCCACCAGCGCCAUCGAUGUCCGUACAGAGCGGAUCGUGCAAGAGGCCUUGGACCGCGUCUCAAAGAACCGAACAACGAUCGUUAUCGCCCACCGACUCUCGACCAUCAAGCGGGCAGACAGCAUCAUAGUGAUGCGGCAAGGACAGCUCGUCGAGCAAGGUAGCCAUGAAGAGCUUCUUAAGAUUGAGAAUGGAGUCUACUACGGUCUCGUCUAUGCCCAAAAUCUUGCUAUGGAGGCCGACGAGGAAGAGUUUGAGGAAAAAGCGUUGGCAAAGACAAAGACCACUGAGACCGAAAAGUCCGAGAUCGUCGAAGCGGAGGAGGAACGCCCAUCCUCCAAAGAGCAACCUGAGUGGAAGGACAAAAGCUUCUUAGGAAGCGGCGGACGAAUGAUCGCGGAACAGCGACAUCAUACUAUCCUGUAUUUGUUGGCUUUCCUGGGCAUCCUCUGCGCUGGCGCUGUUUAUCCGAUUCAAGCAUAUGUCUUCGCCAACGUCAUCGGAGUAUUCACUCUGACUGGUCAAGCUUUCGUGAACAAAGGCUAUUUUUGGGCCGGUAUGUUCGGUGUUGAAGCUGCCGCCACUGGAGUUGCGUACUUCGCUAUUGGUUUCUGCACACAUCUAGUGUCCAUCGCCAUUACCCGGUGUUACCGACAAGAGUAUCUCACUAAUAUGUUGCGGCAGCGGAUACCCUUCUUCGAUCGCGAAGGCCACUCAGCCGGAACAUUAGUUUCAAGAGUGAGCGGAGAUUCGGAACAGCUCCAGCAACUCAUGAGCACCGAAAUGUCUAUGGCAGCCGUUGCUGUUGUGAAUCUUCUCGGCUCUACGAUCAUUGCGUUUGUUUACGGAUGGAAGCUCUCGCUCGUUGGUCUCUUCGCUGCUCUACCACCUAUCCUUGCUGCUGGUUACCUCCGUCUGAGUCUUGAACAGAAAUUCGAAAAGACGAAUGCUGCGGUCUUCCAAGAGAGCUCACAGUUUGGAACUGAGGCUGUAGGAGCCUUUAGGACAGUAAUUUCGCUGAUCAUGGAAGAUAUGAUCGGCGAUAGAUAUGAGACUUUGCUCCGGUACCACGUGAAAAAGGCAUUUAGCGAUGCGAGGGUCGGCACCGUCGUCUUUGCCGCUUCAGACAGUGUUGAGCUAGCAUGCAUGGCGCUGACUUUUUGGUAUGGUGGUACCUUGCUCGCCUCCUACGAGUACAACCAGGUCGACUUUUUUGUGAUUUAUAUGGCCAUCAUUCAAGGCGCUGUCGCAGCGGGGAUGUGGUUCUCCUUUGCACCAAACAUCGCCCAAGCCACCGGUGCCGCGAAUCGGAUCCUGAGCAUGCGUCCCGAUCGCGAUGCCCCGCCUCCUACUUACGCUGAAAUCGCUCCCUCACCAAAUGGUGUCGCCAUCGACUUCCGCUUCGUCCAAUUCACCUACCAAUCUCGUCCCACUCCUGUUCUCAACAAUCUCAAUAUCUCCAUCAAACCUGGUCAGUUCGCUGCUCUCGUCGGCGCUUCUGGCUGUGGCAAAUCGACUACCAUCUCCCUCCUUGAGCGCUUCUAUGACGCCACAUCUGGAAAGGUCGAGUACAACGGCCAGGAUGUCACGACGCUGGAUCCGGCCGCGUAUCGCCAGAAUAUCAGUCUCGUGAGCCAAGAGCCGACCUUGUAUGAGGGCACCAUCCGAGAAAACAUUGCGCUCAGCGUCGAUGAAGCUACCGAUGAAGAAAUCCAUGCUGCCUGUGUGGAUGCUCAAAUCCAUGAGUUUAUCACAUCGCUGCCAGAUGGGUAUGCCACGCGGCUCGGGCCGAAGGGCAUGUCGCUCUCCGGUGGUCAAAAACAACGCCUCUCGCUUGCACGUGCCCUGUUACGCCGUCCGAAACUGCUGUUGCUCGACGAGGCAACGAGUUCGUUGGACAGCGAGAGCGAAAAGCUAGUGCAGGAGGCGAUUGAGCGGGCUGCGGGUGAGGGCGGGCGCACUGUCAUUGCAGUGGCGCAUCGCUUGGCGACAAUACAGAAAGCGGAUAUCAUUUUUGUGCUUGGCAGCGGAAAGGUGUUGGAGAAGGGAGAUCACCAGACCUUGUUGAGGAAGAGGGGCGUUUAUUACCAAAUGUGUCAAGCCCAAGCGCUCGAUCGAUAG